AUGAACGAGCAGCAUUUUUUGGCGAUUAUUCUCCUUAGUCUUAUUUUAGGAGCAAACGCAUUCAAUUAUAAAGAUGCUAAAAAUUGGGGGGAAAAAUAUCCAAAAUGUAAUGGGAAAAAUCAAUCUCCCAUAGAUAUGAAGUCAUAUCCCAUUAUUCCUCGAGAAUUUCCAAAGGGUCUCAAAAAACUGAAAUUGACAGACUUUGAUAAAUUACCAACAAAAGUGUCCAUUAAAAAUACUGGCCACACUGUGGAAUUAAGAGCUGACUAUUCUGGAAAACCACCAAAGAUUAGUUCUGGAAACCUUCACGGAAUUUACGUAUUUGAAAAAAUCACCUUUCAUUGGGCCAAAAAAAGGGUUGGACCUGUAAUGGACGGAGUUACCUUUGACGACCUGGCCAACAAUUUAAAGAAGGUAGAAUCCAUAAAUUCCACAACAGACAUACCCCCGUUCGUCAUAACAGGUGCUGUAGAUCCAGUUCCAGCGUAUCUAUUUUACAAAGGAUCUUUGGAUUAUCCACCUUGCUCGGAAUCUGUGACUUGGUUCUUAUAUGAUUCUGAAGUCUUUAUUACUGCGGAUCUGCUUAAUGGACUCAGGAAAGUAAAGUUGUCCGAAGGAGACGUGUCGAAUUUCAGACCUGCGCAGCCGAUAAAUAAUCGUCAAAUUAAGACGAUGAUGACUGAGUAA
This is a messenger RNA of Belonocnema kinseyi, 687 nucleotides long. RefSeq names its product carbonic anhydrase 7-like. Gene Ontology annotation, cellular component: cytoplasm. The transcript is spliced from 5 exons. Lineage: Eukaryota; Metazoa; Arthropoda; Insecta; Hymenoptera; Cynipidae. The record is from RefSeq and is a predicted model, not a curated record. Gene Ontology annotation, molecular function: zinc ion binding; carbonate dehydratase activity. The coding region runs from base 1 to 687 and encodes 228 amino acids.